This is a messenger RNA of Paramecium primaurelia, 1125 nucleotides long. The record is from the annotation of a GenBank genome assembly. Lineage: Eukaryota; Ciliophora; Oligohymenophorea; Peniculida; Parameciidae.
AUGAAAAAUCAUAAAUAACAAACAAUUUAUUAACAAUUUUACAAUUUUAAUUGGUUUCAUGAAAAAUUAUAAAAAUAACUUUAAGCAAUUUCAAACUAAAUAUUGGAAUAAUUAUAAUCAAUAUAAGCAUCUAAUUAAUAUGUAGAACUUAGUUAAUAAUGUUUAGAAGAACCAAUGAUUGGAAGUUUGGUUCUGAAAGAUGAUUAAAUUAGUUAAGAAGAGUAUUGUCUUGCAAUUGCAUUCAAUUAAUCUGGAACUAUAAUGGCAUCAGGAUGUGAAAAUAUAAUAAAAGUUUGGGAUUAUAAUAAUGGAAAAAUAGAAGUAAUCACAACUUUAGAUCCAGAUUAAAUGCAGAUUUUAAGCUUAAUUUUCAGCAAGAAUAGUAAUAACUUUAUUUCAGGUAGCAUUAAUUCAAUCAAUAUGUGGUGCACUAAAAAUGAUAAAAGUUGGCAGAAUAUAAAUUAAAUAUGCAAUGCAUCAUAUUGUAUGAUAUUAAAUUAUGAUGAAACCAAACUUUAUACAGGUGAAAAUGAUUCAAUAAGUGUUUGGGAUGUUGAUUUUCAAAAUUAGAAAUUAGAAUUUGAUUAAAGUUUGCCAGCUAAGAAAAUUUAUAGUAUAAGUUUAAAUGAAGAAGAAACAUUUUUGGCUACUUGUUGUGUUGAUAAAUCAAUACAUUUAUGGGAAAUAAAAUGCAAAACUAUAGAAUUAUAUUAAAUUAUUCAAACACAUUAACUUGGAUAUAAUUUAUGCUUUAUCAAACAUAAUUAAUUUAUUUGGUUACCUGCAGAGCAACUUAACAUAAACUGUAUCUAUGUAUAUGAUUUAUAAAAUGGUGAAUUUUAAUUGCAAGAAGAUAAAAUAAUUAAUUUACUAUAAGAUGAUACUUGUUUUGAUAGUUUCUUAUUCCCAAUAGUAAUUAAUAAAGAAAGAAACAUUAUUGCAAUUAGACAUAAAGUUACUGUAUAUUUGAUACAAGUAUUUUAAAAUGGUAAAUAUUAAAUUAUAACUCAUAAAAAUUUAAAAACAGAUGAAAUUUAUGGAACAAUGACAUAUAAUGGAACUGCAUUAAUUUUAUGGGAUAAUUUAAGUAGGAAAUAUUAGAUAUUUGAUAUUGAAAUCUAAUGA